AACACAUAACUACCCUUUCGUUCUCCGUCUCGUUACGUCCAAUAAUCCCGUAACGUCAUAACUAACGAAGGGUUCUUUUGUCAAUUCAUGCUGAGAGUGAGGAACCUCGCAUACCCAAAAACGAUCUCAGAAGCUCAAACAUCAAGUAACGUUUUGUUCUCUGAAAUUCAGAUCGUUCAACAUUGUUCACUAACUAUUUCUUUUUCACCUUCAAGAUUCAGCCGAGUUCGCAGCUCAUGGCUCCGACAUCGUAGUGUAGACGCGUCCGCAUUGGAUUCCCGUCAAAGAUCUCAACCUCCGCGACGUAGCCGAGUCGCAACUCGCUCCGAGCUCGGGAAUGGCUUCUUCGGAAGCCUAUUCCCGUCUGAGGCUGGUCGUGGUACCCGCGCUUGAGAAGAUAAUCAAGAACGCGUCGUGGCGGAAGCAUGCCAAACUCACUCAUGAGUGCAAAUCCGUCAUUGAGAGGCUCGGCCUCCAGCACCAGCAUUUUCCGACGCCGGGAUCUCCCUCCGACAAUGAACCGGACGUUCCUGGUCCGCUCCAUGACGGAGGUCCGUUGGAGUUCUCCUUGGCAGAGUCCGAGUCAAUCCUCAUGCCUCUCAUCAAUGCUGCCGGCUCCGGAGUCCUCAAGAUCGCCGAUCCCGCCGUGGACGCCAUCCAGAAGCUCAUUGCGCAUGGCUUCAUCCGCGGCGAGGCGGAGCCGGCCUCCGGUGCUGCGGCGCCGGAGGCGAAGCUCCUGUCCAAGCUCAUUGAAUCGGUCUGCAAAUGUCACGAUUUCGGCGACGAUGCGAUGGAGUUACUGGUCCUCAAGACCUUGCUCUCCGCCGUGACGUCAAUUUCGCUCCGCAUCCACGGUGAUUCCUUGCUUCUCAUUGUGCGAACCUGCUACGAUAUAUAUCUCGUGAGCAACAAUGUGGUGAAUCAAACGACCGCGAAGGCGUCGUUGAUCCAAAUGCUGGUGAUCGUGUUCCGUCGCAUGGAGGCGGAUUCCUCGACUGUGCCGAUUCAACCGAUCGUAGUGGCGGAAUUGAUGGAGCCUGCAGAGAAAUCCGAUGAAGACAAUUCAAUGACGCAGUUUGUGCAGGGCUUUAUAACGAAGAUAAUGCAGGACAUUGACGGCGUUUUGAACCCUACGGCGCCAAGUGGGAAGGUUAAUUUGCUAGGUGGGCACGACGGUGCGUUCGAGACCACCACGGUGGAGACUACGAACCCUACUGACUUGUUGGAUUCUACUGAUAAAGACAUGUUGGAUGCUAAGUAUUGGGAGAUUAGUAUGUAUAAGACGGCGUUAGAGGGACGGAAGGGGGAGCUUGUGGAUGGGGAAGUGGUGGAGAGGGACGAUGAUUUAGAGGUUCAGAUUGGGAAUAAGUUGAGGAGAGAUGCUUUUUUGGUGUUUAGGGCGCUUUGUAAGUUGUCCAUGAAGACGCCUCCAAAGGAGGCGGUAGGAGACCCGCAGUUGAUGAAGGGGAAGAUCGUGGCUCUGGAGUUGCUGAAGAUUUUGCUGGAGAAUGCUGGGGCUGUGUUCAGGACUAGUGACAGGUAUUUCGUUUUACUGAAAUUCAUUUUCAGGUAUUGUGUAUUAUUUUAUUUUUGCUGCUAGAUGCAGGACGGAGAA
Molecule: messenger RNA, 1615 nt
Organism: Vigna umbellata (rice bean)
Lineage: Eukaryota; Viridiplantae; Streptophyta; Magnoliopsida; Fabales; Fabaceae
Source: RefSeq, a predicted model, not a curated record